AUGUCGCGUUCGCCGGGAAAUUCCAAACCCGAUGCUAUUGGGACGGGCAAAAUUGCCGAUCGGUUUCGUGAAGCGGUGAUUUUGGAAGCGAAUAAACCGGAUUUACUUCGUCAACGUGAUCAUGGUUCACCGGUUUCGCCAUUGAGGACUACGGGUGGAGGACCGGCGGUUAGUAGUAGUUCGGGUUCUUCUGGAUCUUUCUCUGGUAAAACCGGGUCUAAACCGGUUUCUAAGAAGUCAAGUUCGGCACCGAUUCAUAGCAGUAACUCCGGUGAGCUUUCUGGUUCUAGUGAUAACAGUCCAACCGCGAGUAGAUCCGGAGGGAAUGUGAGAGCUUCGAAAUUGAAAGCUGGGGAUUCAAGAUCCAAUUCAGGAUCCGGAGCGACUCCGAAGAAACAUUCUGGUCAAACUGUGAACUCUCCGCCGUUGAAUGUUCUUCCGGCGGGGAAUAUUUGUCCAUCUGGAAAGGUCAUUAAUACCGGCAUGGCUAACAAGAAUACAAAGAGUGAUGUUCUUGGUUACGGAACUGGGAACUAUGGUCACGGUAGCAUAAUGCGCGGUGGCGCCGGGAGAGUUGAUACGAGUAGCACGAGGGCUGGCAUUGGGAGUGAUUCGGGGAAAAGAGGUGUGGAAAGUGUGGAUCCAGAACAGCUCAAGUUAGUAGGGAAUGAGCAUUACAAGAGGGGUGAAUUUUCGGAGGCAUUGAGUUUUUAUGACCGUGCAGUAGCUUCUUUGCCGAGGAGUGCUUCUUACCGGAGCAACCGCGCCGCCGCGUUGAUCGGUUUGGGAAGACUAUCUGAAGCUGUGAGGGAAUGCCAGCAGGCACUUAAUUUCGAUCCUGAUUAUGAUAGGGCUCAUCAUCGUUUGGCUUCUCUAUUCAUCAGGUUAGGACAAGUUGAGAAUGCUAGGAGACACCUUUGUCAUCCUGGAUUGACUCCGAAUCCGACCGAGAUGCUCAAGUUGCAACUGGUGGAUAAGCAUAUUACUAAGUGUACAGGUGUUAGGAGGGUAGGGGAUUGGAAAAGUGUUCUGAGGGAACUUGAUGGUGCUUCUACUGCUGGAGCUGAUGCUUCUCCUCAGCUCUUUAUGUGUAGAGCAGAAGCCCUUUUGCAACUUCGUCAAAUUGACGAUGCAGAAUCAGUUUUGUCACAUGCUCCGAAAUCGGAUCCACAAAUUAAUAAUACACCUUUUGAAGCUAUAUUUUUUGGGAUGUUUGCUGAAGCUUAUUCCAACUAUGUCAGAUCUCAGAUUGAGAUGGCAUUGGGAAGGUUUGAGAAUGCAGUUACAUCUAUUGAGAAGGCAAAUAAAAUCGACCCCCAAAAUAUUGAAAUUGCUGUUAUGCUUAACAAUGUAAGGAAAGUGGCAAGAGCUCGAACUCGUGGCAAUGAUCUUUUCAAAUCUGAGCGGUUCACUGAAGCUUCCUCAGCAUAUGGAGAUGGUUUGAAAUUAGACCCUACAAAUUCUGUUCUGUAUUGCAAUAGAGCAGCAUGUUGGUAUAAGCUUGGUCUAUGGCAAAAAUCAGUUGAAGACUCUAACCAAGCUUUACAUUACCAACCAAAUUAUACAAAAGCUCUUCUUCGAAGGGCUACAUCAUAUAACAAGCUACAAAAGUGGGAAGAAGCGGUUAAAGAUUACGAGGUCUUGCGAAAAGAACUUCCAAACGACAAUGAUGUUGCUGAAGCUCAUUUUCAUGCACAUGUUUCACUAAAAAAAUCUCGUGGAGAAGAAGUUACCAAUUUGAAGUUUGGUGGUGAAGUGGAACGAGUAUCAGGUCUUGAGCAGCUUAGAACUGCAAUAUCUUCAUCAGGUGUUUCUGUUGUCCAUUUUGAAGCUGCAUCAAAUUCAAAAUGCAGGCAAAUAUCGCCAUUUUUGGAUACAUUAUGUACCAAACAUCCAUCUGUUAACUUCCUCAAGGUGGACAUUCAUGAAAACGCGGAAGUUGCAACUGUUGAGAAUGUUAGAGUUGUACCAACCUUCAAGAUAUACAAAAAUGGAAACCAAGUGAAGGUUAUCGUGUGCCCUAGUCGCGAUGUGUUGGAGCAGUCUGUCAAGCAUUACAGCCUUUAG
Messenger RNA from Lathyrus sativus (Indian pea), 2067 nucleotides. Lineage: Eukaryota; Viridiplantae; Streptophyta; Magnoliopsida; Fabales; Fabaceae. The record is from the annotation of a GenBank genome assembly.